Pteropus alecto (black flying fox) is the source of this 3627-nucleotide messenger RNA. It is a transcript of the gene MERTK, whose product is annotated as MER proto-oncogene, tyrosine kinase. Gene Ontology annotation, molecular function: protein binding; ATP binding; transmembrane receptor protein tyrosine kinase activity. Lineage: Eukaryota; Metazoa; Chordata; Mammalia; Chiroptera; Pteropodidae. The record is from RefSeq and is a predicted model, not a curated record. The transcript has 20 exons. Gene Ontology annotation, biological process: multicellular organism development; protein phosphorylation; cell surface receptor protein tyrosine kinase signaling pathway. The coding region runs from base 1 to 3117 and encodes 1038 amino acids. Gene Ontology annotation, cellular component: signaling receptor complex.
AUGCCGCCCCCAGCCUUCAAGAAAGCUGAAGACAAAUUUGUUCAGAAGGACAAGGCGAAGCCACCUGGGACAAGGGAGAUGAUGAAGGCACAAUCUGUCUUUAAGAAGCUGACACUGGAAUUGGUCAAGGCUGAGUGGCGAUUGGUGACACAUGGGCACACGACAUGGGCACGUCACCACGUCAUUCCAGGACUGGAGGAGUCUGUCGCCGAGGUGAGGGAAGGAACCACGCCCACCCUGCCACCUCCAGGAGGCCUGGCUGAGCCCCUGCAGGCUGACCACUCGCCAUCCUCCUCUCCUACCAGCCGUGAGACCUGGCCCUCCAUGCUGUUGUCACCAACAGGAAGUGCGGUCCCCCCCAAGGCCACCCCUGCCAGGUCCAGGCUCCUCCCACCUCUUGCGUUUAAUCACACGGUUGGCCACAUAAUACUUUCUGAACACAAGGGCGUCAAGUUUAACUGCUCCAUCAGUGUCCCCAAUGCAUACCAGGAUGCCCAUAUUUCCUGGUGGAAGGAUGGCAAAGAGCUGCUGGGGGCACACCAUGCUGUCACCCACUUCUACCCAGACGACGAGGUCACGGCGGUGAUCGCUUCUUUCAGCAUAACCAGUGUGCGGCGUUCGGACAAUGGGUCCUACAUCUGCAAGACGAAGAUAGAGAACGAUGAGAUCGUAUCUGACCCCAUCUACAUCGAGGUGCAAGGACUUCCUCACUUCACUAGGCAGCCCGAGAGCCUGAACGUCACCAAAAACACCCCCUUCAACCUCACCUGCCAGGCUGUGGGCCCACCUGAGCCCGUCAGCAUCUUCUGGGUUCAGAACAGCAGCCGGGUCAAUGAGCGGCCUGAAAAGUCCCCAUCCAUCCUGACCGUUCCUGGUCUAGCGGAGACGGCGGUCUUCAGCUGCGAGGCCCACAAUGACAAGGGGCUGACCGUGUCCAGGGGUGUACAGGUCAACAUCAAAGCACUCCCCGCCCCACCAGCUCAAGUCAGCAUCCACUACCAGAGUGCGCAUGCCGUCCUCAUCUCCUGGGUCCCGGGCUUUGACGGCUACUCCCCGCUCAGCAGCUGCAGAGUUCAGGUCGCGGAAGCUGACGCACUGAGCAACGGCUCCGUCAUGAUCUUCAACGCCUCUGCUUCGCCACCUCUGUAUCGAGUUGAGCAGCUGCGGGCCCUGGCCAACUACAGCAUCAGCGUCUCCUGCAGGAAUGAGGUCGGCUGGUCAGCGCCCAGCCCUUGGGUCCAGGCCAGCACGACCGAAGGAGCCCCAUCAGCAGCUCCCUUGAAUGUCACUGUGCUUCUGAAUGAAUCUGGUGACAAGGUGGAAGUCCAGUGGGUCCCGCCCCCGAUCGAGCGGCAGGAGGGGACACUGGUGGGCUACCGGCUCUCUCACGUGUGGCAGAGCACCCACAUUUCCAAAGAGCUAUCUGAGGACAUCGGCCAGCAUGGCAGCCAUGCCGAGCUCCCUGUCCAAGUCCGCAAUGCCACCUGCACAGUGAGAGUUGCUGCCAUUACCAGCGGAGGAGUUGGGCCUUUCAGCGCUCCAGUGAAAGUCUUCGUCCCUACAGCUGGCUGGGUAGAUUACGCCCCCUCGUCGACCCCAGCGCCUGGCAGUGCAGACCCCGUGCUCAUCGUCCUUGGCUGCUUCUGCGGAUUCGUCCUGAUCGGGCUGGUGUUGUAUGUUUCUCUGGCCAUCAGAAAGAGGAUCCGGGAGACAAGGUUUGGGAACGCCUUCCCCGGGGAACAUUUGGAACUGGUCGUCAACUACACAGCGAAGAGAUCCUUCUGUCGGCAUGCCGUCGACCUCACCCUGCGUGGCUUGGGGGUCAGUGAAGACCUGCAGAGGAAGCUGGAAGAUGUUGUGAUUGACAGGAAACUUCUGACCCUUGGGAAGAUCCUGGGUGAAGGAGAGUUUGGGUCUGUCAUGGAAGGAGACCUUGAUCAGCAAGACGGGACCUCGCAGAAAGUGGCCGUGAAGACCAUGAAGUUGGACAGCUUUUCCCAGCGAGAGAUUGAGGAGUUCCUCAGCGAGGCCGCAUGCAUGAAAGACUUCAGGCACCCGAACGUCAUCCGACUGCUAGGUGUCUGCAUAGAGAUGGGCUCCCAGGGCACGCCGAAGCCCAUGGUGGUCUUACCCUUCAUGAAAUACGGGGACCUGCACACCUACUUACUUUACUCCCGGCUGGACACAGGACCAAAGCACAUUCCUGUGCAGACACUGCUGAAGUUCAUGGUGGAUAUUGCCCAGGGGAUGGAGUAUCUGAGCGACAGAAACUUCCUUCAUCGCGACUUAGCCGCUCGAAACUGCAUGCUGCGGGAUGACAUGGCCGUGUGUGUCGCGGAUUUCGGCCUCUCCAAGAAGAUCUACAGUGGUGACUACUACCGCCAGGGCCGCAUCGCCAAGAUGCCCGUCAAGUGGAUCGCCAUCGAGAGCCUGGCGGACCGCGUCUAUACGAGCAAAAGCGACGUGUGGGCGUUUGGCGUGACCAUGUGGGAGAUAGCCACUCGGGGGAUGACGCCCUACCCUGGGGUCCAGAACCACGAGAUAUACGAGUACCUUCUGCAUGGACACAGGCUGAAGCAGCCGGAGGACUGCCUGGACGAACUGUAUGACAUAAUGCACUCCUGCUGGAGGGCCGAGCCCCUGGACCGGCCCACCUUUUCUGUGCUGAGGCUGCAGCUGGAGAAGCUCUUGGAGAGUUUGCCAGAAGUGCGGGAUGGAGCUGAAGUCAUUUACAUCAACACACAGUUUCCAGAGUGCGGGGAGGGCCCAGCAGACAGCCCCCCACUUGCUCAGCAGAGCCUGGUCCUAGACCCCAACUCUGUCCUUGCUUCCUGUGCUCCCAGCACAGCCAUCAGCAUGGUCACAGCACAGGUCCAUGAGGACAGACCUCACGAGGGACGGUACAUCCUGAACGGGGCCAGCAAGGACUGGGAGGACGUGGCCCCGGCCACCCCAGCCACGGGGAUGGCGGGAAACAGUGGGCUUGUGCGGGAGGACACACGUGUGAGGAGCCAAGCCUCCUGGUCCCAGCCCAGCACACUACCCCUGGGGGGCCCGCCUCCUGACAAGCUUUUGUUUACGGACGACGACUCAGAAGACUCGGAGGUCCUGGUGUGAGGAGAGUGAACCAGGGACAUUGCUGUGCCUUCAAGGUCCACGCUGGCUCGAAGGUUCCACGUUCCGUCUUCCCUACCAUAAAUGCCACAGCCGGAGAACUCUGGGUGAAUGUUGUCCAGGGUUUCACCAUUAAAAAUACGUAAUAUAUAUUUAUUUAAAGAGAAAAUAUGUUUAUGUAUAUGAUGAAAGAGACAUAGAUGUUGUAUUUUAAUAAAAGAUGGCUGUUCCAUGUCCCUUAUCUCGUGGAUCUUAAAACGUAGGCUCCAACAGCCUCGUCCCUACGGCUGCCCCUUGAUGGUAACACUGGCCGACUCAACGUUUUAAGUUCUUUUUCAUGUCUUUUAUAUGUAAAAUUAUUUGUGAAAUGAAACACCAUAUUUGACUUUGCUUCUGGUCUCAUGAAAAAUCAGAUUCUCCUACAUGAAUCAACUGAUAUGAAUGCAUUUGACAGUGAACAUUCCAUAGCUGGUUAAUUCUUCCACGUGCUGCUAAUAAAAUGUGAACAAAGAA